GUUUAUAGACAAUAGAUUAGUUGAGCAUCGAGCCUCUCUCUCUCUCUCUCUCUCUCUUUAUCUCGUCCGUCCGAGCCCCCAUCUGAACUAAAAAGAAACGAAAAUGUUCGGCCGGCUCGCCUCUAGGCGUCUGCUUGAGAUCCGCCAAGCUUUCCGGCGAACGCCUCAGGCUUCUCGAUCCUUUUCCACUGCUCUCAACUAUCACCUUGACACACCUGACAACAAUCCGGACCUUCCAUGGGAAUUCAACGAAGCAAACAAGGAAAAGGUGAAGGAGAUACUCUCUCAUUAUCCAUCCAACUACAAGCAAUCUGCAGCCAUUCCUUUGCUAGAUCUUGCUCAGCAACAACAUGGAGGAUGGCUUCCUGUUUCAGCAAUGAAUGCUGUAGCUAAAGUUAUUGAAGUAGCUCCUGUCAGGGUCUAUGAGGUUGCUACAUUCUAUUCCAUGUUCAACCGAGCAAAGGUUGGUAAAUAUCACCUAUUGGUUUGUGGCACAACACCUUGCAUGAUACGUGGUUCAAGAGAAAUUGAAUCUGCCUUGCUAAAACACCUGGGAGUGAAGCGUGGUGAAGUGACCAAGGACGGCUUCUUCUCAGUUGGAGAAAUGGAGUGCAUGGGAUGUUGUGUAAAUGCACCUAUGAUUACAGUUGCAGACUAUUCCAAUGGAUCUGAAGGAUAUACAUAUAAUUACUAUGAAGAUGUGACUCCGGAGGGAGUUGUGGACAUAGUUGAGAAGUUUAGAAGAGGAGAGAAGCCACCGCGAGGGACUCAAAAUGGGAAACGCCUUAAUGCUGGACCUGAAGGUGGGAACACGACCUUGUUGAGCGAUCCUCUGCCUCCCCCAUGCCGGGAUCUAGAUGCUUGUUAAAGUUGAACUUUGACAACUUCUUCAGUCCCUAUAAUAAUAAUUGAGGAACGGAUUAAUUAGCCUAUUUAUUCAACUACUGGAUCCACCCUUCUUUUCAUGAAAGGCGAACCAAGCAUUCCAAAGGUUAUGGUUGAUCCUAUUGAAUUUUUAAUUUUCUUGAUAUACAAAGCUCGUUCCCCUUUUGUCGUGUGCCUUUGUUAGUUGAUGUUAUGUUGAGAGCAUAAUAAAGACCAACUGACUGGAACACAUUUUCUCCUGUUAACGAUGAGAAGAUGCAAUUUGUUUUAUCGUCAAACUAUAAAUAACCUGGUUAUGUUU
Molecule: messenger RNA, 1186 nt
Organism: Impatiens glandulifera
Lineage: Eukaryota; Viridiplantae; Streptophyta; Magnoliopsida; Ericales; Balsaminaceae
Product: NADH dehydrogenase [ubiquinone] flavoprotein 2, mitochondrial
Exons: 10
Coding region: 104-868 (254 amino acids)
Biological process (GO): mitochondrial electron transport, NADH to ubiquinone
Molecular function (GO): NADH dehydrogenase activity
Source: RefSeq, a predicted model, not a curated record